ACCUUGGUGAUACAGCUGAACGAGAAAACCUAUAGAACAUUUGAUCUCUCAACAUUCAGAGUUGAUCCGUGUGUAGCGGUCAUUACAGUGAAUAACAUCCUACAGCGGGACGGAUCACAACCGAGGAAACCACGAAGAACAAGCAACGAUGACAAGGGACCGCUACGGAUCAAUACAAGAUCGCGAGGACCGCGAUAACACAGACCUCCGGUCUACAGCUAGCAUAGACGACGAACAAACCCCCCUUCCAAAACGCCAACUCGCAAUCCUCUGCUUCGCCUGUCUAGCCGAACAAACAGCUUUCAACAACAUCGCACCUUACCUUCCCCAAAUGGUCCGGUCCUUCCAUAUUUCAUCCUCUGAAGGCGAUGUCUCCUUCUAUGUUGGUGUUAUCGCUUCCUCGUUCCUCCUCGCGCAGAGUGUGACGAAUUUUGGGUGGGGGUGGUUGAGUGAUAAGAUUGGGCGAAAACCUGUGAUUGUCAUAGGCACGGCGGGGACUGCGAUUGGAAUUCUUGGGUUCGGGUACGCGGAUACGCUGAAGAAGGCGAUAUUGACACAGGUUUUUAUUGGGUUGGUGAAUGCGAAUCAGGGUGUGAUAUCGACUGUGUUGGGUGAAAUCACGGAUGAUUCGAAUCAGUCGGCGGCGUUCAGUUAUCUUCCGUUUGUGUGGGGACUGGGGAGUAUCGUGGGUCCAGCGAUGGGUGGAGUGUUGGCGGAUCCGGCGGAUGCGUUUCCCGGAUACCUUCUUCCUAACCUUGCCUCGGCACUGCUCUUACUCAUUGAUCUCGUCCUUAUCGUGUUCUUCCUCUCGGAAUCACACAAAAAGAAGACCCCGGCAUUCGUGAACCGUAUCAAGGUCCUCUUCCUUCGCGUCUGGCAAUGGCACACGACACCCUCAACAUCCCGUUCAGCAUAUCCAGGUACCUCCUCAGCCGACACAGACCCCCACCGUCCCCUCCUCCGACCCUCCGCCUCCAAAGCCGCUCGCUCAUCCUUCUGGCAACGCAAAGACGAAUGGAAACAACUCCUCACCCCAAACAUCUUCUCCAUCCUCCUCACCUUCGCAAUCUUCUCCUUCGCCGUCGUCGCAUACGGCCAACUCUUCCCAGUCUUCCUCUCCACCCCGUAUCCGAUCGGUCGCGACAUGAAUCCGAGGGAUAUUGGGAUUAUGUUGGCCGCGAGCGGGAUUGCGAGUAUUGUUGCGCAGAUUACGCUUUAUGAGAGGUUGCAGGAUAGCUUUGGGACGAAGAGGUGUUAUCAGUUGGGGUUUGCGGUGUUCGCUAUUGCGUUUUUUGGGACACCGUUUGUUGGUCUUGGGCCGGGGUUUCUCUCCUCUAAAGCUGGAUUGUGGGCUGGUGCGCUCGUUGUGCUAUCGCUUCGGACGAUUGCGACGGUGUUGGGGAUGACGUGCAUCAUGCUCCUCAUCACCAACGCUGCACCCUCAGACUCCACCCUCGGCUCACUCAACGGACUUUCGCAAGCUGUUGCCGCCGUCUUUCGAGCGUUGGGACCGUUUGGGUCAGGUGCGAUAUUCACGGCGAGUCAGAGGAUGGUGGGACAGACGUGGCCGCUUGGUGGGUUUUUGGCGUGGAAUGUCGUAGGAUGUGUCCUGGUGCUCGGGUUGGCGGGGACGUGGUGGGUGAAGGGGGAAGAGAAGGAUGAUCGAGAAGAGGAGGAGAGGGUGUGAAGCAUGAGGUACUUCGGAUAGACGGUGCGAUAUACAGGCAUCUUUUCAUCAUUAAAUACAACUCGUACGGUUACGGGAUACCGGUACGGCUCUCGGAGUCCACCCC
Messenger RNA from Saitoella complicata NRRL Y-17804, 1793 nucleotides. Its product is annotated as MFS general substrate transporter. Bases 149 to 1687 code for a protein of 512 amino acids. The transcript has 2 exons. Gene Ontology annotation, biological process: transmembrane transport. The record is from RefSeq and is a predicted model, not a curated record. Gene Ontology annotation, molecular function: transmembrane transporter activity. Lineage: Eukaryota; Fungi; Ascomycota; Saitoellomycetes; Saitoellales; Saitoellaceae.